CUUAUGUAACGCACCUAAAGUGUACGGCACAACCCGCACAAGCGCCAGUGAUUCGAGUGGCAACGACCUGUUUUAUUGCGCCUUCCCACCCGAUACGCCGUGAUAUAGUUUCUUCCAGCGUGGCUACGAUCGGAUUGGUGACCUCUGGUGACCGGCUUGGUGCCACGUGUUACGAUGCUCGGUAGGGCCACGGUUGCGAUUGCUGGCCGCGCGGCAAAACAGUACGCACUCGCGGUGCGCACCCUCGGGACCACCGCGUGCAAAGCCCACGAUGACCACGGACCGGGAGUGACGGGUGGCGGUGCGGCUCCGAACCAGGAGCUGCAGCUAACGUACCUGACCGAGGAAGACAAACAGGGCAUCGCGGUGCUCGGCUUGAAUCGUCCGACGGCGCGCAACUCUUUCAGCAAAACACUCGUCACGCAGCUGCUCGACGCGAUCGAGCUGCUGACGCACGACAAAAACGUGCGUGUCGUGAUCGUGCGUAGCCUGGUGCCGGGUGUGUUCUGUGCCGGAGCGGAUCUCAAGGAACGGGCCACCUUUACGCCGCAGGAGGUGAGCCGGUUCGUGUCGAAACUGCGCCAGAUGAUGGUGAACAUAGAGCAGAUGCCGACACCGGUGGUGGCCGCGAUCGACGGGGCCGCACUCGGUGGUGGGCUCGAGAUGGCACUCGCCUGCGAUAUGCGGGUCGUGGCCACGAACGCAAAGCUGGGCCUGGUCGAGACGAAGCUCGGAAUCAUUCCUGGGGCGGGCGGAACCCAACGCCUGCCGCGCAUCCUCAAUCCGGCCCUCGCGAAGGAGCUCAUCUUUACCGCACGUCAGUUCAGUGGCGAGGAAGCGAAAGCCCUUGGCAUCGUGAACCACGCGGUCCAGCCGAACGACACGGGCGACGCGGCGUACCGUCGUGCCCUCGAACUAGCGAUGGAAAUCGUGCCCAACGGGCCGGUCGGCGUGCGCAUGGCCAAGAAGGCGAUCGACAAGGGUCUGCAGGUGGACCUUGCCACGGCGUACGCGAUCGAGGAAGCGUGCUACGCGCAGGUCAUCCCGACCAAGGACCGCCUCGAAGGGUUACGGGCCUUUGCCGAGAAGCGGAAGCCAAACUUUAUCGGCGAAUAAAUCGACGGGGUGGCAGGCGGUCCCUUCGCAACGGGACCACGUACGACCAUGAUGACUCAACCGCUCGAGAACUCGGCUCGCUGUGAUAGGUGCUAACACAGGAAACGUGCAUUUAUAUUCCCUCGUAUCUUAUCGUAACCUCCUCGAUCAUCCGUGGAUCACAUUUCGCUCCCGUAACUCAAAGUUACUGAUUUUUGUUGUUUUUUCAUUACAAAAUAAUACAAUUGCCCUAAUAGAGUGUAUCGUUACGAAUAAAGGCAGGGGGAUUGACAACAUUCCAACCC
Anopheles bellator is the source of this 1400-nucleotide messenger RNA. RefSeq names its product enoyl-CoA hydratase domain-containing protein 2, mitochondrial. Bases 175 to 1116 code for a protein of 313 amino acids. Gene Ontology annotation, biological process: fatty acid beta-oxidation. The record is from RefSeq and is a predicted model, not a curated record. NCBI's taxonomy places the organism in Eukaryota, Metazoa, Arthropoda, Insecta, Diptera, Culicidae. Gene Ontology annotation, molecular function: enoyl-CoA hydratase activity. The transcript has a single exon. Gene Ontology annotation, cellular component: mitochondrion.